AAUGUCCGCAAAUGCCGCGCUAGGAAAUGGAAAUUCAGUGCUGCUCCCGCCGCGAUUCAAUUAGUAUUCCACUAAAAAGUUUCCCCCCAAAACUGCGCUGCGCUGCGCUGCUCCCAAGCCGAAGCUCAGGCUGCGCUUAGUUAAUUGAUUGACCGAAAAAGAACUUGCACGCUUUACCCACACACCACAAACCAAACUCCUCUCACUACCACCAACCACUUACUCAACUUCACUCCUCUCAUCCCUCUCUCACUAUCCUCUAUCUCAAUCCCUCUCUCCCGCGUCCUCUUCCUUGUCUCUGUCGAGCGGCUUCGACAAAGAGUCCCUGCGCUUUCGGGCGCCUGCGUUAACCGGGUUCGAGUUUGUCGCUUUCAGUUGGCGUCCACUCAAAAAGUUUCGGACCCUUCACCUCACUUCGCCCUCAUCGCACGACUGCGCACGACCGACGCUGUUAUUCCCCGGCCCGUUUACCUGCGGCCAUUGAUCUCCUUUUCGAUUGCUUUCCUGUCUUCGGGCUGUUACACCACCAGGCACUAGUCACUGUUGUGACAUCGUCAUCGCAGUCAGACUGAGGUGCAUCCGUCGGAAGCAGAGUCUUCGCUAUUUCUGUCCACGAUCGAGUUCUCCGAGCGCAGACAGAAUUCCGCAGCAUCACUAGAUCUGUUCACCAUUAGGAUCCAUUUGUAUCCUAGACCUCCGGGGCGAUCCGUACAGGGUUAGUGGUGACGCUCAUCCUACGCGAUAGUUGAACCUUCUGCGCCUAGUGUUAUUGUCUUAUUGAACGUUGGCCUUUGAUCAAGGACUGUGGCACCCAGGCCACUUUGUGGAAAGAAGGCAUUGUUCGCGCCACGAAAUUCUCCUGCACUCAGCUCGUUCACAGGCAAUAUUGUUGCCGCAGUUUGUCACUGUCCUCGUCCAGCAGGCUCUGGCUCAGUCUGUGAGAAGAGCGUCGGUUAACAGGAUACAAGAAGGUGUUUGAAAGGACAACACUCUUAUCAAGCUUGAUCAGCAGGCUAGAUUGGCCCCUUCAUCUUGUGACCAGCUUGUGGCUGGUGUGGGGUUCCAGUCCUGUGGAAGUGGAAUCGGAGGUGUAGGAUUUUCUCAUUUUCUCACACUGGUUGAGACCAUGUCGACACCUUCAGGAACUGGCGCCGCGGCGCCGGUCUUUUCAUAUGCUCAGGCAGCUAAAGGGUUAACUCCCUCGACCUCAGCCCAGCAGACACCUCGAAAUGACAGCCCCGCUGCUUCCGAAAAGGGUGCUAAAGAUCAGGCUGCUGCCGAAUCUAGCAAUACUACAUUGGCACUGAAGUCCAAUACUGAUGACAAGAGCAACUUGGAUGCCGGCGCCGCCAAGCCGUCGGUGCAAAAGGUCACAGAGAAGGAGAAUGUCCCACCAACACAGCAGCAGAGUCAAACUCAAAAUCAAGACGAUCAGUCGUCAAAUGGUCGGAGCAACUCCACUGGUAAUGACCCGACUCAGGAGUCCCAGAAAGAUGAGACACGACCUUCCAUGCCGAACGGCCGAUCUUACUCGGAACAGUCGGUGGAGUCUUCACGUGAGAAUGGGGCGCCGAGUGCUGGUGACAAAAAGUCAAAGGACGGAGAUGACGACUGGGAGAAGGUUUCAGUGCCAUCAAUGACUGCCGAGAAGCCUCUCAAAGCCGCUCCAAUUCCCGCUGUGAAUAUCUGGCAGCAACGCAAAGAGGCCCAAGAAGCCAAGAAGAAGGAGCUCGCCGAACAGCAGCGUGGUAGCGUGCCGACUACACCGGCUCAAACUCCAAAGAGUGGUGGUGGCAGCGAGGAUGUUAAGCGCAAAUCCAUCAGCAAAGACGCUGCCAGCGGCGAAAAGGACGCAAAGAAUGUCGAUAAUACGAGAGUGAACAGCCGGAAGGACGCUGCAUCGGGUCGUGCAUCUCGUGCGGAUAGGGCGGAUACGGGAAUUCCACCCCCGGUCGGUGAUGCUCAGUCAUGGCCAACCCCCGAAACUUCAAAUGUGGAAGAGCGCCGCAAGUCCAGUGUCUAUGAGAAGGUCGAAAAGCCAGAAGCGAAGGAGCAAGCCCAAAAAUCCCAUGGUAAACAGUGGGUUCCAAUGCGGUUUGUUCCGACGGCUAAAUUUGAGACUCAGCUUCCUCCCGCUGCCGCUCGCAGAGGUGGUAGAGGAGGAGCAAGAGGAGGUCGAGACACCAACGGCCGUGCUGGUUAUGCUGGCAGUCCGGUCGAGAAGCAAGAUUCACCGGGAUCUAUGGGUCCUCCCCCUCUACCUAGACCUUCUGGUGAACAGGACAGAGGUCGGAAGUCUGAAACCCAUCGUGGCGCUCGAGGCGCAUCUGUUCCAACAAGCAGCACCCGGCCAAUCAACGGAGAUGAAGCCGCUGCGGAUUCUGCUAAACCCUCAGCCACCCCUGCUAAAGGGGAUGCUACCAACGAUGCCACCUCCAAUGUCACCUCGACGCAGCAAAACGGUGAGGAGCAGGUCCCAAAAACCACUGAGACCUCACGAUCCUCUUCGAGGCAUACUGCACAAGCCGGAAAUCGGCUACCAAACGGGGAAGGUAAUACCCAACCUGAACAAGCCUCAAAUGGCUGGGGUCAUGCCAGUGAGCCAUCUGUUCGCUAUCCUUACAACUAUGAUCGGUUCAAGGGCUCUGCUUCGCGUGGCAACGGCGACUUCUCUCGCGAACGCGGCAGUGGAAGACAUCGGGAGUGGUCGAGGGACAAGCCAGAUUCGGCCCGCGAAAAGGUUGAGUCCUGGCGUGACCGAGAACACUCUGGUGAGCACGGCCAUCGACGUGAGUCUCGCCCUGAGCGCGGACGUGGUGGUUACCGAGGCCGGGGCAAUCACAGCUACAAUCCAACAUAUGGGACCUCCCACGCCUACACGGCUCCAUUGCCGCAGAACGGAUUCGAGGCUCCUAGGUCAACCUCUCAUGCUGAAGGUCGCUCCAGACAAGCUUCUCAACCUUUCCAGCCUACUCAGCCGGCUAGCAACGCUAGCAGCAACGCACGUUCUCAGUCCAUCCCAGUUGGUAUGAUGUUCCCGGGCUAUUACAACGGCGCAGCAGUCAUGGGCCAAGGCCUCCCAGGCGUGCAGACUGACAUGUCGGUAUAUGGUUAUCCAUCCCCGUUGCAAUUGCAACCAGGUAUUAUGAGUGCAGUGCCCUACAACGACCCGUUGAACUCAUAUGCACUGUUGUCAAUGGUCAUGACCCAAGUCGAGUAUUACUUUUCCAUUGACAACCUCUGCAAAGAUCUGUUUCUGAGGAAGCACAUGGAUGGACAAGGCUAUGUGCCCCUCGACGUUAUCGCCAAUUUCAAGCGAAUCAAGACUCUCACCGAAGAUAACAUGACAAUUGACACUCUCCGCUAUGUUUGCCAACAAGUCAAGAGUGUCGAGUUCUUCUCCGGAGCCGAUGGAGUUGAUCGACUUCGGCGUAGGGACAACUGGCGAGACUUUGUCCUUCCAGUUGAGGAGCGAUUCGAGUCAGCACGCAACGAUGGGCCGCCGGCUGAAACAUACGUCCAGCAACCGCAGCACGAGCAGGCUCCCCCUUUCCACCCAUCCUUUGGUUUCGGCCAAGUUCGCAGUCCUCCCAUGAACGUUGCUGCGAUGAAUGGCAGCUUUCACGCCGAAUCUCCAAUGACCUUCAUCCCAGGAGCACCUGCGGAAGGGCAUGUCGCUGGCGGACCUUUUAUUCCUGCCUCCUUUGAUGCCAUUUCUCCUGGGGAGACACGGGGUCCUUCGGUGUCGCCGUACUCUCAGGCAGUGCCUGAUGUGAGAUCGCCGCCGCUUCGCGCCCCAGCACCGGCCAACCAUGUCAACGGUCAUCACCGACAGGUUUCUCGUGCCGACAUCGAGGACGACAUGUUCCCCGACGAGCACAUUCCCAAUAUCAACAUCCGUAUGCAGCCACGCUUCUUUGCUGGCCAAGAAAUGACUUCAUCAUUCACCGGCAUUCCUGAGGCUCCUGCAUCUGAGACGUCCAAUGAACGUAAAGAUAGUGAGGCAGCGCAGGGGACUGGUCUGCGAGGAGGAGCAGGGAGCCCGCAGCAACUUGGACAGGCUCACAAUGUGCCGUACGGCUUUCCGAACGCCACCGCAACUGGUGAUGGCAGUAUCAUCUAUUUCGCCAAAGAUGGCCAAGAAACACAGUUGCCGCCACCACAGCUUGGACAAUAUGACCAGACCUAUCAGUCAUUGCACGACGUCGCACUUCAACAGCGCCAGCUAGGUGUUGAAGGGGCUCUGGAGCCGCUCUAUUCCUUCUGGGGUGAUUUCCUGGUGGACAAGUUCAACCUUGGCAUGUACCAGGAGUUCAAAACCACCGCAUUGAAUGAGCGUGAACAAGGGAAUGAUAGUGGAAUGUCCCAUCUUAUCCGCUAUUACAGCAAGCUCUUGGCAGGGCCUAUUCCAGUCAGUGAACGACUCGCCUCUGAUAUGGUGGACCUUUUGCGAGAGGACAAGAGCGAAGACCGUGCCGUGUUUCACGCCUUGCGAGCUGCCUGGCGAAACGGAGCGACCAACAUGAAGACCAUCAAGAGACUGGGUGAUGUCCUCACUGCGGAGGAGAAGGCUGAGCUUGAUAAGAGUGGCUGAAAAGGAGGCCGCUUCUCUUGCUUCUGCGCAACAGCACAUUCCAAGCUUCUACUCUAAUCACCAACUUGUCCCCCGCUUAAUCCUCGCCAUCCUGGAAGAUUGCCAAAUCGAAUCAACAUGUCAAACACAGGUUGAUGUGGUUGCAAGUUUCUUCCCGUCGUCGGACAUCCUCAAUCAGAAUUUUGACCGAGCCACGAGGUCCGGGGAAGAGUGCUUUCAAUCUCAUUUUAAGUUUCCAAAGACGAAUCGACUUUUUGCUUCAGCAUCUGGCGGACCAGGUUACCACUUCGAAGGGGAUCCACCCACUACUUCAGAUUCUUUUGCGCGUCAUACAUCGAAUUUUCUUUCACUCGGCAGGAGUUCAGGCUGGCUGGCUGGGGUUGGGAAAUGUUUGUUGAAUGACGAUUUCUCCUGCUUUUACUUUUCACCCAGUUUUGCGACAGUUCAGACAGCAUGGGUAAGGGCGCUAUCUGUAUGAGUCAAUCAGUACUCGCAAUGAUGCACAAAAAAGUCACUCAUGGUCUGGCAAUCAAUUAGUAUGAAACGGCGCACCUGGCUGGGCCAAGAAGAACAAAACAACAAAAAAAGAAACACACAACGACUGUUCAUGAUUUACCAUCAUACCCCCCACUGCUAUGUUUGUUUCCUUCAAAGUCGUUACUGGCUGGCCGCAUCCCCGCGCUCAUUACGGAAUAAUUCAGUUUUUUGUACCUUUGAGCGCUUGCAUAGACGGACGUCCUGAUCACAACACUUCAUGCACAGCAGUAUGAUCGCGAUGGUUGGGAAUGAAGGCAACAGACAACAGGUUCAAUGUGAACGAGACUGAUCCUGUUUAUUAUGCACUAUUGGUCCCGACCCUCAAAAGGACAAACCGAUCAGACUGCUAGUAUGGAGGCGCACAUGGCAGCAGCGGGACAGUACCAAAACCUCAAGCAACCAACCAUCACAUGAGUGAGCGAUAGGGUGUUUUCCUGUGUGUCUACUAUGGGCUGGGCUGGCCGGCGUCAGGUUUCCUUUUUCCCUUUUUUUCUUUUAUCCCUCUCGCGUUUGAAUGCACCAAGGCAGUUGGAGUGGGAGUGGGACUGUGAGUGCGUGCUGGGGUUCAACUAGCUGCUCUCUGUCUCUCCCGCUCUCAGAGUUAAGUUGUCAGUCGGGUCAAUCAGUUUAGUGAAUUUACCGUGGCAAGAAAGGACUAGUCAAGCAGCGAGUUGGGACACAAAGAACAGGGCCAAAAAAGUUUGUACACAAGUAUUACGAGAAUCAGAAUCAGAACAUGUUUGUUGUAAAAA
Molecule: messenger RNA, 5883 nt
Organism: Exophiala dermatitidis NIH/UT8656
Lineage: Eukaryota; Fungi; Ascomycota; Eurotiomycetes; Chaetothyriales; Herpotrichiellaceae
Exons: 3
Coding region: 1127-4594 (1155 amino acids)
Biological process (GO): positive regulation of translation; mRNA stabilization
Cellular component (GO): cytoplasmic stress granule; cytosol
Molecular function (GO): RNA cap binding
Source: RefSeq, a predicted model, not a curated record